Notothenia coriiceps (black rockcod) is the source of this 5578-nucleotide messenger RNA. RefSeq names its product RHO family interacting cell polarization regulator 2 (gene ripor2). The coding region runs from base 10 to 3150 and encodes 1046 amino acids. The transcript is spliced from 21 exons. The record is from RefSeq and is a predicted model, not a curated record. Lineage: Eukaryota; Metazoa; Chordata; Actinopteri; Perciformes; Nototheniidae.
AACUCUUUCAUGGGGAACUCGGUGGUGCAGAAGAAGCCUCAGUCCAAGCCAAAGAAGUCCCACCUGUCGGGACACAAAGGAGGCAGCAGCUCCAGAGAGCCGCAGCCCAAAAGACUGGAGGAAGUUUACAAUGCUCUCAAACAAGGCCUGGAUGAGUACCUUGAAGUUCAUCAAACAGAGCUGGACAAACUCAUGUCUCUGAUGAAGGACAUGAAGAGGAACUCUCGCUUGGGAGUGCUGUAUGAUCUUGACAAGCAAAUCAAAACCAUUGAGAGGUACAUGAGACGCCUGGAGUUUCACAUGAGUAAGGUGGACGAGCUGUACGAGGCCUUCUGCAUCCAGUGCCGUCUGAGGGAUGGAGCCAGCCGGAUGAAGCAGGCCUUCUCCUCGUCUCCCUCCACUAAAGGCACCAAGGACAGCAUCGCAGAGGUCAACCGCCGCUACAAGGAAUACACAGAGAACAUGAGCACGUUCGAGAGCGAACUGGAGAACCUGCUCGGAGAGUUUCAUAUCAGAAUGAAAGGUUUGGCAGGCUUUGCUCGGCUCUGUCCUGGAGAUCAGUAUGAGAUCUUCAUGCGGUACGGUCGCCAGCGGUGGAAGUUGAAGGGAAGAAUUGAAGGGAACUCCAGACAGAGCUGGGACGGAGACGAGAUGAUCUUCAUGCCUCUCAUCACUGACCUCAUCAACAUUAAGGUGACAGAGCUGAAGGGCCUGGCCACUCACAUGCUGGUGGGCAGCGUGAUCUGUGAGACCAAGGAGCUUUUCACUGCCAUGCCUCAGGUGGUCGCUGUGGACGUCAAUGACCUGGGGACCAUCAAACUCAACCUGGAGGUCACGUGGUACCCCUUCGAUGUCGAGGACCUGACUCUGUCCUCUGGUAACGUGAGCAAAGCCACAGCGCUGCAGAGACGAGUGUCCGUCUACAGCCAGGGCACACCGGAGACCCCCACCUUCCAGGAGAACUCCUUUUUCUGGCGGCCAUAUCCCGUGGAGCGCCAGCGCCUCUCCUUCCUGCACAUGCUCCGAGAAACCCUGCUAGAGAAGCUCAGGCGCAGUCGCUCGUUUGGUGACCUGGCCUCUCUCCGGCCAAGGCCCAAAUCCAGUCUGGAGGUCUAUUCCACUCUACCAGACGACAUGUUUGAGAACGGCGGCUGCGGCGUGGCAGAGUGUAAGCGCCUCUCCUUCACCUUCUCGGACACCUCCGGUUCCUCGCCCAGCCCGGCCCCGAGCUCCCACGGCCAGUCCAACCCUGAGAUCACAGUCACCCCCCCAGAAAUAGACCUAUCGUCGACGCAAAUCCUGCCUACAAGGGAAGACUCCAUUGCUGAGGAGCAUUUAGUGGAGGAAGAAGAAGAAGAGGAGGAAGAGUAUGAAGAGGAUGGGGAGACGGCUAGCAGAGGAAGUCGGCGCACCAGUGCCAGCCUCGCCAGUGAGGAAGCCGAGGUGGCAGAGGACUCGGAGUGGGAGCGCACCGAGUCGCAACGAAAUUCUGAUUCCAACUGCGGUUCAGCGUCGCUCUGCUCUGACGGACAGCUGUGCACGGUGGCUCCAGAGGACGUUUUCUUAGAUCACACCGAUGAGCUGAAACCUGUGGAACUGGACACAGAGGAGGCGGGCAGCCUGACCCGGCAGCUCGUAAGAAGGCUGACCUCUUCGGAAAUCAUGUCGCCAGGUGGGAGCUCGACGGAGGGAGGGGGGAGUCCGAGCUGGGCGGGCGAGGGGAGCAGAGCGUUCCUGGAGAGCAGCCUGGAGGAGGCCAUCCACAGCCUGCUGAUGAGGCUGGAGGCCCUGACGCACCGCUGCCGAGAGCUGCAGGACCUGGAGCAGGAGGUGAUGCGCCUGGAGGAUCUGCUCAAGUGCCGCCUCCCGGGUCACAGGAGCCGGUCGUCUAGCCUCAGUCUGACGGUGGAGAGCGCUCUGGAGAGUUUCGACUUCCUCAACACCUCCGACUUUGAUGACGAAGACACUGGAGACGAAAACACCAUCCUCAGCACCCCCCCACAGAGGUCUCCGCUCUUUGAUGCUGAUGGAGAAAGGAUCGGUGGCCAGCAUCCAGAGGCCAGAGGUCACCUGAGUGAAGCCCUGACAGAGGACACCGGGGUGGGCAACAGCGUGGCAGGAAGCCCCCUGCCGCUCACCACAGGAAAUGAGAACCUGGACGUGGCGAUCGUCAUCCACCUGCAGUACUGCAAUCACCUCAUUCAGCUGUUGAGCAGCGGGUUGGGUUUGUGGCAGCGUCGCAGUAUUCUACUAAAGCUGUCCGCCCAAAGUCAGCUGUUAGAAGAGCUGUCAGAGCUCAGUGGGGACCAACUGGGAUCCAUUACAUCUGCUGCUGACGUGCUCCCGGGCCUGGCAGAGCGGCCCCAGCUGAUGGCUCUGUGGUCAGAAUGCAGCGGGUCUGCAGGACUGUUCCACACCACGCUGGACCGAGUGUUCAAACACAUGAACCAGCUUUACACAGCAGUGCUGCAGGAGAGACACCCACACAGCGCCGACACAGUGAUUGGUCUGGUAGUGGGUGAGAUGGUGGACAGGAGCGAUCUGGUGUCGGCUCACUGUCCCCUCGCCGCUGAGCUCUCCCAGGACGUCCUGACCGUGUUUCAGUUCCACGGCUACAUCUUACAGCAUGAGCUGCAGGACAUGGAGACACACCUGCUGCAUUUGGCCAGAGAAGAGGUGUUUUCAGAGGCUCUAUGCAGCGAGGACUACUCUCAGUGUGUAGCGGAACUGGAGGCGGUGCCUGUGUCCUCGCUGUGGCCCCGAAACAGCUCCCUGAGGGCCCUCGCCUCCCUGCUCACUGCGGAGGACCCCCGUGUCAACAAGGCCGCAGCCGAAUACCUCUGCUCUGCAUCAAACAGCCACUUCAGGACCAGAGCAGUGGAGUGCUACACCCACGCGCUGUCAGAGGCUGGAGUUCAGAGCCAGAGGGCGGCCUGCUCGGCUCUCAGCUGUCUGCAGGCAGUAGAGAGCAUCAAGGCGGUGGUCGCUCUGUGUGACUCAGCUGAUGAGGAGCUACGCCAUGUCGCCAUAGAAACCCUGCUCACAUUUGGUGAGGAGGGGCGGCUGGCGUACGAGCAGCUGGACACGGUGCCGGGGGAAAUCAUCCGCCUUGGCACGCGGCGAGGAAACGCUGUCACCACUGCCUUCUGAGCCACCGUGCCACUGAAAAACAUCACAAAAGACAUCUCAGCCUGACCUCGGAGAACAGCCACACCUCACAGGGCUGCUCAGUGACUGAUCUCUUUCUCAAUCUGCUUUUUUGGCGCAGACUUAAGGAUCUCCACACCGCCACAUUAGAUCACUGUUCUUGAUACUGCCUCCUAUAAGGAACUAACACGACGGUCUUAACCACAGAGGACACACAACCUAAACGCCUCCUGAACGCACACUUACACUCCUCCAUUUUCUCCACUCUCACACACCCCUACACUCCCCCCUUUCCUCCCCCUGCUUUCUGAGCCAUGCAGACCGGUCACGCUGAAUUAAACUGGAGAGCACAAAUUUGAGUGGACACAAAGACGCUGAAAGCUACUUUAAAGACCGUGGAAAGUAGAUUUUUUUUGAAAAAUGCAUCUUCACACAAGCUCAGUCAACAAACCACUGCACAACACACUUACAUCACUUACUCACUGAUUUAUAAUCAUCUCGAUUGUUGCACAGUCAGUUGUUUCACGCAAUAUACUAACCAUGAUCUUUGUAUAAACACUGGCUAUCACAAGAGAUGCUUUCUGGCGCUUUGUGUGCACUGUUGUUAGGCAUGCAGAUAUGGCAUAUUUCACACAGCAGGUGGUAUGUAUGCACUUGUUUUCAAAGGAUAUUUUUGGUUCUGUUUUCUAGUACGUUCCAUUUUGUGUUUCAGGGAUUCUUGUACAAUUGGAAGAUGUGCGUUUUGUGGCAGGGAGGCAAUAAUACGUUGAGAAUGGCUUUCGAAGAAGAAGUGAUUUUCUGGUUUAAAAGCCCUACCUUAACAGCAGUUUACAGUCUAAAAGGAUUUUGACCGUGGGUUUAUUUCAGUGGAGGGAAAGUAGAAACUGAAUGGGGAAACUGGUGAACACAGUGCCCACGUUUCACUCACUCAGCAGUUUAUAUCAGAGAUUCCUCAUACUUGCAUUUGGACAAGUGCAAUUUUUCUGUACAUACGUGACUCUUUUGCACCUAGCUGACACAAGAAGACAUUUGAUAAAGUCAGCGCUGACCAUUUGAGCCUUGAUGUGUUCGGGCAGGCCGGUCUCCACAGAAACUCUUUUGUUAAUCUAAUUUCCUACCAGGCACAGAGCGACUCAAGGGCAAUGCAUUUACUGUACAUUCUUACAGUAUGGGAGGCAACGACAGGAUUAGAAAUGAAGCUUUUCUUCUGAUAAGCUGCAGAAUGAAGGGUUAUGUUUUCGGUCAGUUUUAUUUCCCUCCAUCCCAACUGUGAUGUGGGAAAACUGACCCGAGGUAAGCGCCUAACUCCACCUGUUCUCAUUGUAACUGUACUACUGAGUCUUGUGCUAGUGCACGAUGACAACUCACAUUUGUUCACAUAUCUUAUUUAUUAUUGACUUCUAAUAUUCUUUGGAGUUAUCCUGUAAAAGGGCAGAUAACAUUGUUAUGUAUAUGAAAUGUAUAUUUAUGUUCUAUUUUGAAUCAGGUCUAGUACUUGAAAUAUUGUUUAUCGUUUGAAAAAGCUUCCUUGUUAUUACGAUGCAAAUGAUCCCAUGCUUAACUUUAAUUGGAGUUUAUUUUGAAGGAAUUAUAUUACAUGAAUUAUUAUUUUGAAGAUUAAGAUUUGCUAAUAGUCUAAUAUUAUAGAUUUCCUUUCCCUAAAAGGUCCCAAACAUAAUGGGAAAUUAUAUAUUAGACAUUUUACUUUUUUAAUUACUUAAGAUUUACGUAACCAAAGGAAGAAUUGAUUUUUAAAUUAUAAUAAGAGCUCAUAAUUCAUAAAGGAGAAUGUAUUUUUCAACAUUUAAACAUUUGGCUACUAUACUCAGACUUACCUUUUUAAAAGCACAACUUCAAAAUAAGACGAACACAUAAUAUAUGAAUCUCGAUGUUUGGUUCUAACUGCACAGCCCAAAAGCCAUAUUGAAAAAAAGCAAGUGGUAGUAUUUUUAUGAAAUGUAUUUUUCUUUUGUAUUAUCUGCAAAUGUGUGAAGUUGUUACUAAAAGCUGAAGAUGUUUUUUUUCUAUACAGCCUUUUGCAAAACAGUGUCCAUAUUUUAAGAGUUACUUUUAUUUCUUCCAUGAUGUGAAUAGCAUUACAGUAUUUUAUCCAUUCACUCAUUCAAUGUUUGUUUAUUUUUGAGUGAGCUACUUUCUUUUACAAACUUGCAGUUUACUAGUGUUUACUUCAUGGCUGUUCAAUUCCUGUAUACCACACAGUGCAAGUUGUCAAAAUCUGCACGUCUAUUCUUAUUUAGCGCCUGGUUUGAAGAAUAACCUGGUCUACUUUACUGAACUCUUUAUCUGUUUCUGUGCUCAACAGCUUCCUUACUCAUCAAUUAAGUUGCAUAAUACCAUUCUCCAUUGUGGUUAGCAGUAUUUACUCUGCUCAUCAUACGUUGCAAUAAAGUUUAUUUUUGCAUAAUUAAAA